GCACACAAAUGCACAUUCAGAGAAAGAGCGCGCGUGUACCGAGAGCGCGAGACCAGAGCCAGAAGCCCCGCGUCUCCAGGACGACCGGACCAUCAUCUUCUCGUUCGGCCCGGCUGCACCGGGACCGCGUUAAAUAUCCGGUGCAUCAUUCCAUCAUUCAGCUCCGGUAUGGACUAACGGGUGCGCGCGUUCAUUCGGCGGCGCGCGGCGGAGCGUCUGUUUAUCGUUGACAUGCCGCAGAUGUCGUAAGAGGAAGCCUCGCCGUUUAUUCGAAAGCUCGGGAUUGUUUUUGUUCUGCGUGGAUUAAACUCGCGUCCGGGAUGGGGAAGGAGCAGGAGCUGCUGGAAGCGGCGCGGACCGGGAAUGUGGGGCUGGUGGAGAAGCUCUUGAGUGGGAAGAAAGGAUUGCUCGGAUCGGGUUCCGGCUCCAUACCUCUGCCCGGGUUACUCAGUAUGUGGAGAGGACUCAAUGUGAAUUGUGCAGACAGCUCUGGAUACACACCUCUGCACCACGCCUCUCUGAAUGGACACAGGGAGGUGGUGUUAAAAUUGUUGCAGUUUGAAGCCUCUACUAAUGUGCCGGACAGCAAGGGCUGUUUUCCUCUGCAUCUGGCAGCGUGGAGAGGCGACGUGGACAUUGUCCAGAUUCUUAUUCACCAUGGACCAUCCCACAGCAGGGUUAAUGAGCAGAACCACGAGAAGGAGACGGCCCUGCAUUGCGGGGCUCAGUACGGCCACUCCGAAGUGGUCCGCGUAUUACUGCAGGAGCUGACGGAUCCCAGCAUGAGGAAUAGCCGAGGGGAGACGCCACUGGACCUGGCCGCUUUAUACGGCCGUUUGCAAGUGGUCCGCAUGCUGUUGAGCGCCCACCCUAACCUCAUGAGCUGCAACACGCGCAAACACACGCCUCUCCACCUGGCUGCGAGAAACGGCCAUCACACUACCGUUGAGGUGCUUUUGGAGGCCGGAAUGGACGUAAACACGCAGACGGAGAAAGGCAGUGCGCUUCACGAAGCCGCUCUCUAUGGAAAGAUGGAUGUAGUUCAGCUCCUGCUUGAAUCGGGAAUUGAUACCAAUAUAAGAGAUUGCCAGGGCCGAACUGCUUUAGAGAUACUGAGAGAGCAUCCAUCUCAGAAAUCACAACAGAUUGUUUCUCUUAUACAAGAUUAUAUGAUAUCAGAUUAUGACAAAGGGGAUUUUCAAGAAGAGCUAUUACAUCAACGUCCAGUACCAACGCCGCGCACUUCUGUGCCCUCACCUGUGCCCUCUCCAUCUCUGAGACAUAAAAAUGAUGCAGUAACAGGGGAAUUGUCCAAGUUGCUAAAUGAAAUAAAGGUUUGUCGUGAUAAGGAUUGCUCAUUUGAGGAACUUUGUCAAACUAUAUCUUCUCACUCUCAAUCCAUGGAGAGCUUCGGCAGCGGGCGUCUGUCCGACGAAGAUAGGAACGGCACCCUCACUCGAAUUAACAAGCGGCCCACUCCUCCGUUGCCCCCGGCGAUGGAAGAAGAGGAAAAGAGCUGUGGUCCAUCAGGCCUCUGGGAGGCGCUCACUCCUUGCAAUGGCUGCAGAAACUUGGGCUUUUCUCAGGACAAGCGAUGUGGUGAAAUUGUUCAUUCUCCAUCACUGGAUGUCUUUUUACCGGUGGAUGAGGACAACCCUUACGAGUCAGUGGCCACAGCUGUCACACGCAAACCCUGCUCUCUGGACAUCCACCUUCACAACUCCUGUUCUCGCAACGGCCACUUCUCGCAUGUGUCGGCCAGUGAUGCAGAGCGAGGUAUCCAUGGCGACGACUCGACGGGCCUGACUCCUGACUGCUCGCCUCCUUCACCUGAUACGGCCCUGAGGAACAUCGAGAGAGUCAUCCGCCCCCAGCCAAAGCAACGGACCUCACUGUCCUCUUCACAGGACGUACAGAAACCGGUGCAGAACCACAGCGGUGAUCCCUCUGAGGUCAGUUCAUCACUCGGUUACGCAAGCUUCAGCAACAGCCCACCCGGCAGCCCUCCCAUCAGCCCCGCAAACUGCUCAACAGGGUCAGCCGAAGACUACGGCCUUAGUGAUGAGGCAACACACCAGAAGGAGUCCAUAGAUAAAGACGAACGAAGAAACAGCCACGUUCCAGAGCAGUUUGCUGGACUCCUUCACGGCUCCUCUCCUGCCUGCGAAUCCCCGGACAACCCCUACCAGCUUUACGGCAGUGUCAGGAAGUUUGGCGUUCCGGAGCCCCCCGUCCGACACGGGAAUCUGCUCCGAGCGCCAGAGUACCCUCCCCCCUUCCCUAGAACAGGCAGCGAGGCAUCUGCGCUUAAAACCCAGAGGGAACCCAAACCGCAGAUAGUCUACAGGACUGUUUUUCACACCCGGGUCAACCAGACUCCAGUGACACCCAUCGAACAGGAAAAGCACGUGAGGAACGGGGAGGCCCAGAACAACAGCACAGGAGGCUCAGCCACCAACGCCACAGGCUACGAGGAAAGAGCCUGCACUUUAGGGAGGAUGCGCUCCAUCCCAAAAAACGUCUUGGACCUUCAGCUGUCCAGGAAUUUCUCCAAAUCAGACUCUAACCUUGUAGCCGUGUCCCCUAUUGAGGAGGAACAGUGGAGUUCAAGAGGACAGAACAGCCCAGACAGACUGGAACGAACUCCCUCCUUUACGGCGGAGUGGGAGGAGAUUGACAAGAUCAUGAGCUCCAUAGGUGCUGGAAUUGGCACAGAGAUAGAGGAGGUUACAGGGGAUCAAUCAGGUCCCCGUUGCCCCGUCCAAUCUGUGGGACAGUGGCUGGACAACAUCGGCCUGGUGCAGUACGAAAACCACCUGCUGUCUAACGGCUUCGACAAUGUUCAGUUUAUGGGCAGUAAUGUGGUGGAGGACCAAGACCUGCUGGAGAUCGGGAUUUUAAACUCUGCUCACAGACAGCGGCUCCUGCAGGCUAUUCGUCUGCUGCCCAGGGUGCGACCCAUUGGUUAUGAUGGAAAUAACCCCACCUCGGUGGCAGAAUGGCUGGAGUCUCUGGAGCUGGGAGAUUACACCAAAUCUUUCCUCAUUAAUGGCUACACCUCCAUGGAGCUUGUCAAGAAGAUCUGGGAGAUCGAGCUCAUCAAUGUUCUUAAGAUUAAUUUGAUCGGCCACAGAAAAAGAAUACUCGCCUCUCUUGGAGAUCGAUUGCACGAAGACCCUCCGCAAAAACCACCACGGGCUAUCUCUCUAAGAGAGCCCACUGGGAACCACACUCCCCCUCAGCUGUCCCCGUCUCUGAAUCAGGCAUACCCCAACGCCGGAUCACUGGACGUCCAACACCUCAUCAUGCAGGCUGACGCCAGACGUAGACGCAACGACAACUACUUUGAGGAUGUGCCGCGCUCCAAACUAGAAAGGCAGAUGGCACAAGUCAGUAUGCAAGGGGAAUGGUGCGAGCCAAUCACGUUACGGCCUCCGAACGAGGCGACGUCAUCUACACCUGUGCAGUACUGGCAGCACCAUCCUGAGAAGCUUAUAUUCCAGUCUUGUGACUAUGAAGCAUAUUAUUUGGGGUCUAUGUUGGUGAAGGAGCUGCGGGGUACCGAGUCCACGCAUGAUGCCUGCGCAAAAAUGAGGAAGUCUACAGAACAAAUGAAGAAGAUCCCCACCAUAGUACUGUCUGUGUCCUAUAAGGGCGUCAAGUUUAUUGAUGCCACAAACAAGAAUAUUAUAGCGGAGCAUGAGAUCAGGAAUAUCUCGUGUGCAGCACAGGACCCAGAAGACCUCUCUACGUUUGCAUACAUCACCAAGGACUUAAAAUCCAGCCAUCAUUACUGCCAUGUCUUUACAGCUUUCGAUGUGAAUCUAGCCUAUGAGAUUAUCCUGACGUUGGGCCAAGCAUUUGAGGUGGCGUAUCAGUUGGCCCUGCAGGCCAGAAAGAGUGGCCACGGGUCCUCGACUCUACCUGAGAGCUUCGACAGUAAACCCUCCAAACCCGUCCCUAAACCUCGCGUCAACAUACGCAAGUCUAUGGAGCAGCCCUCAAUGGAUCAAAAGGGCCACGCCAACGUCCCCUGGAUAGUCGAACCAGGACAGGAAGCCAAAAGAGGAGCCAACACCAAGGCAAUGGCGGACGCCCAUGUCUAUUACAGUGGAAUACAGAGAAUGUAGCCUGCCCCUAACAUGGACCCCCAAUCACAUGCAUUGCUAUAAAGGACUACAAAUACGGACCUUAAAGUGCGGAGCACGUGUGAGGAUUCACACCAAGACUUUUUCAACAGGACCCGAAAAAACUCGCAUGCACGAGCACACAUACACUGCGUAGGACAAACAGGAGGAAUCGGUCCAUGCGAAUGUACACGGCACUUGCGUUUCAAAGGACAGCGGGCGUCGCAGGAUUUUGUUGCGAGAGACGGCUUCAGUUGCCGUGGACACAGUUGCUAUGGUGACUCUGACACACUACACUGACUUUAGUAAAAUAUCUAGUCCAAAUUACAAUGGCAUGUCUGGACUGGGAUAAAAAAUGGACUUUAUAUAUGAUUUGCUGUAUUUUUGUUUUUUUUUCUUUCCGUCUUUCCUUUAUUUGUUUGUUUGUGGUUAAUGAUAUAAAAUAAAUAUGCACAAUGUGAAUGGACUUAUUGCACUGGGCAACCAUGAAAUGGAAUCGUCUUGUGCCAAAAAUCACUAAGAAAUGGUUGUUGACAAUUGGCAAUGCCAUAUAAGAUUACUAUUCAUAUUGGCGAGGCAUUUUAAUGUUUAAUAGAGAACUAUAUUACCGUUACUGUUGCAAUUAUUAUUAUUAUUAUUCUUAUCGUGCAAUUCCUGUCUGAUGUUGUCUUAAUGUUACAUUAUUUUUAUAUGAUACUUCGAGCUUGAAUAUGCAGCCAUCCUAAGAAAACAAAAAAGAUUAUUCUAGUACCACAGAGGAACUGAAUGUGUGGAUGGCUCCACUUUCGUUUCAGAUGAAAAUAUGAAAAAAACAGAUCUCUUAUUUUCACUCAUUGUUACUGUAGAAUUUUGCCACAGUUCUGUAAAUAAAUAUUUUGUUGACUCAUUGUUCAUAUAUGUAAUGUAAUUUAAAAAAAUAUAUAUAAACGAUUGAAAAAAGCAAACAUUGGUAAACAAGGUACCAAAUUUCGCAGGUAAAGGUGCAAAACAAAACGCAACUGGUGGAAUUGUAACAUCAUUGCAGACUAAAAUGUGUAGAUAGGCUUGGGCUUCCAGCACACAGAUUUUGUAAGUUUGGUCUUUAUUUAUAUUCUUGCAAAGCACACAGAAUAAAUCCAGAUUGUAGAACCAUU
Misgurnus anguillicaudatus (oriental weatherfish) is the source of this 5260-nucleotide messenger RNA. Lineage: Eukaryota; Metazoa; Chordata; Actinopteri; Cypriniformes; Cobitidae. The record is from RefSeq and is a predicted model, not a curated record.